This is a messenger RNA of Hirundo rustica (Barn swallow), 2891 nucleotides long. RefSeq names its product selenium binding protein 1 (gene SELENBP1). The record is from RefSeq and is a predicted model, not a curated record. The coding region runs from base 1097 to 2374 and encodes 425 amino acids. The transcript is spliced from 11 exons. Gene Ontology annotation, molecular function: selenium binding. Lineage: Eukaryota; Metazoa; Chordata; Aves; Passeriformes; Hirundinidae.
AUCCCCAAAAUCCCCAUUUUUUGACCCCAAACUCCCGGAAUCAUCCCCAAAAUCCUGAUUUUUUUGACCCCAAACUCCCAGAAUCAUCCCCAAAAUCCCCAUUUUUUUACCCCAAACUCCCAGAAUCAUCCCCAAAAUCCCCAUUUUUUUACCCCAAACUCCCGGAAUCAUCCCCAAAAUCCCCAUUUUUUGACCCCAAACUCCCAGAAUCAUCCCCAAAAUCCCGAUUUUUUCAGUUGAAACUCCUGCAAACCUCCCCAAAAUCCCAAUUUUUUGACCCAAAACUCCUGCAAACCUCCCCAAAAUCCCGAUUUUUUGACCCAAACUCCCAGAACCAUCCCCAAAAUCCCCAUUUUUUGACCCAAAACUCCUGGAAUCAUCCCCAAAAUCCUGAAUUUUUUCAGCUAAAACUCCUGCAAAGAUCCCCAAAAUCCCGAUUUUUUGACCCCAAACUGCCAGAAUCAUCCCCAAAAUCCCAAUUUUUUGACCCAAAACUCCUGCAAACCUCCCCAAAAUCCUGAUUUUUUCAGCUAAAACUCCUGCAAAGAUCCUCAAAAUCCCAAAUUUUUGACCCAAAACUCCUGCAAACCCCAAAAUCCUGAUUUUUUCAGCUAAAACUCCUGCAAAGAUCCUCAAAAUCCCAAUUUUUUGACCCCAAACUCCCGGAAUCAUCCCCAAAAUCCCCAUUUUUUGACCCCAAACUCCCAGAAUCAUCCCCAAAAUCCCCAUUUUUUGACCCCAAACUCCUGCAAACCUCCCCAAAAUCCCCAUUUUUUGACCCCAAACUCCUCCCUCCUUCGCCAUUCCCAAAUUCCCUCUCCGAGCUGGGGAAAAAAAACCAAAAAAACUCGGGAUUAAAAGGGAAUUUAAACCCCUCGGGAAUUCCGCAGCCCGGGAGCUCCCCCCGCAAUUCCAAGGUGGAAUUUUGUUGUUUUUUUCCCUUUUCCCGGCUCCUCCCUCGGCUCCUCCUCCCCCAAAUCCCUCCCACUUUUGGGGUGUUUUUUUUCCCCCCUCUGGAUUUCCGAGCUUUUCCCGGCUGCUUUUCCCUAAAAACCCAAGGAAAUUCCUGCAAUUCCCAUUCCCGGCCCGAUCCAGGAUGGCCGGGAAAUGCGGAGCGUGCGGGCCGGGCUACGCCAGCCCUCUGGAAGCCAUGAAAGGACCCCGGGAGGAGCUGCUGUACGUGCCCUGCAUCUACCGGAACACCGGGAUCGGCCUUCCCGACUUCCUGGCCACCGUGGAUGUGGAUCCCAACUCCCCUCAGUACUGCCAGGUGAUCCAUCGCCUGCCCAUGCCGCACGUGGGCGACGAGCUGCACCACUCGGGCUGGAACAGCUGCAGCAGCUGCCACGGGGACCCCGGCAAAUCCCGGGAUUUCCUCAUCCUGCCCGCCCUCGCCUCCUCCCGCAUCUACGUCGUGGACGUCCGCAGCGACCCCCGGGCGCCGCGCCUCCACAAGGUGGUGGAAGCUGAGGAGCUGUCGCGCAAGGCGGGCGCCGCGUUCCCGCACACCUCGCACUGCCUGGGCUCCGGGGAGAUCCUCAUCAGCUGCCUGGGGGAUCCGCAGGGCAACGGCAAAGGCACUUUCGUGCUCCUGGACGCAGAAACCUUCGAAGUGAAGGGGAAUUGGGAAGAAGGAGGAGAAAUCCCCGAGCUGGGUUACGACUUCUGGUACCAGCCCCGGCACAACGUCCUGCUCAGCACCGAGUGGGGCGUCCCCAGGGCCCUGGAGCGCGGCUUCCGCCCCCAGGACGUGCAGGAAGGGCUCUACGGGCGGCACCUCAACGUCUGGGACUGGCGGCGGCGGCGCCUGCGGCAGCGCCUGGACCUGGGCGCGGGCUCUGUGCCGCUGGAGAUCCGCUUCCUGCACCGGCCCUGCGCCGCCCGCGGCUUCGUGGCCUGCGCCCUCAGCGGGGACGUGCGCGCCUUCCGCGGCGACGCGGAAGGAGAAUGGGAAGUGGAGAAAGUGAUCCAGGUGCCCAGCAAGAAAGUCCAGGGGUGGCUGCUCCCGGAGAUGCCAGCGCUGAUCACGGACAUCCUGCUCUCCCUGGACGACCGCUUCCUGUUCCUCAGCUGCUGGCUGCACGGGGACGUGCGCCAGUACGACGUCUCCGAUCCCGGGAAUCCCCGGCUGGUGGGGCAGGUGUUUUUGGGCGGCAGCCUCUGCCGGGGGAGCGGCGUCACCGUGCUGGAGGAUCCCGAGCUGCCGCAGCCGCCGGAGCCCUGCGUGGUGCAGGGCAAGAAGAUCCCGGGGGGUCCCCAGAUGCUGCAGCUGAGCCUGGAUGGGAAGCGGCUCUACGUGAGCACGUCCCUGUACAGCGCCUGGGACCGGCAGUUCUACCCCGACCUCGUCAGGUCAGCGCUAAUUAGUCACUAAUUAAUCAUUCAUUAACCAUUUAUUAGUCAUUAAUUACCCGAUCAUUAGCCGUUAAUCCGGGUAUUAAUUGGCUCUACGUGAGCACGUCCCUGUACAGCGCCUGGGACCGGCAGUUCUACCCCGACCUCGUCAGGUCAGCGCUAAUUAGUCACUAAUUAAUCAUUCAUUAACCAUUUAUUAGUCAUUAAUUACCCGAUCAUUAGCCGUUAAUCCGGGUAUUAAUUGGCUCUACGUGAGCACGUCCCUGUACAGCGCCUGGGACCGGCAGUUCUACCCCGACCUCGUCAGGUCAGCGCUAAUUAGUCACUAAUUAAUCACUCAUUAGCCGUUAAUCCGGGUAUUAAUUGGCGUUUGCUGGCUCCUGGGUGUCGAUCUGCUCGUUAAUUGCUGAUUAAUUGCUCGUUAAUGGGCGGGUUGGGGACCGGUUGUUGUGUUGUUGUUGUGUUGUUGUUGAUUUAUCCGGGGCUUGACGAUUGGUUGUUAAUUGGUUGUUAAUUGGUUGUUAAUUGGGUGUUAA